Molecule: messenger RNA, 1204 nt
Organism: Ailuropoda melanoleuca (giant panda)
Lineage: Eukaryota; Metazoa; Chordata; Mammalia; Carnivora; Ursidae
Product: neuronal acetylcholine receptor subunit alpha-5-like
Exons: 3
Coding region: 14-1204 (396 amino acids)
Biological process (GO): monoatomic ion transmembrane transport
Cellular component (GO): postsynaptic membrane
Molecular function (GO): transmembrane signaling receptor activity; acetylcholine-gated monoatomic cation-selective channel activity
Source: RefSeq, a predicted model, not a curated record
GAAAAAUCAGUUAAUGACAACGAAUGUCUGGUUGAAACAGGAGUGGACAGAUGUGAAAUUAAGAUGGCAUCCUGAGGACUACGGAGGAAUAAAACUAAUACGCGUCCCUUCAGACUCUCUCUGGACUCCGGACAUCGUUUUGUUUGAUAACGCGGAUGGGCGUUUUGAGGGGGCCAGCACGAAAGCGGUCGUCAGGCACGACGGCACGGUGACCUGGACGCCGCCAGCAAACUACAAAAGCUCCUGUACCAUCGACGUCACAUUUUUCCCAUUCGAUCUCCAAAACUGUUCCAUGAAGUUUGGUUCUUGGACUUACGAUGGAUCACAGGUUGAUAUCAUUCUAGAGGACCAAGAUGUAGACAAGAGAGACUUCUUUGAUAAUGGAGAAUGGGAGAUUGUCAGUGCCACGGGGAGCAAAGGGAACAGAACGGAUAACUCCUGCUGGUACCCGCACGUCACAUACUCCUUUGUAAUCAAGCGCCUGCCUCUCUUCUACACCUUGUUCCUUAUCAUUCCCUGUAUCGGCCUCUCGUUUUUAACCGUGCUCGUCUUCUAUCUCCCCUCCCAUGAAGGGGAGAAGAUCUGUCUGUGCACGUCAGUACUGGUCUCUUUGACUGUCUUCCUGCUGGUUAUUGAAGAGAUUAUCCCCUCGUCUUCCAAAGUGAUCCCUCUGAUUGGAGAGUACCUGGUGUUCACCAUGAUUUUUGUGACACUGUCCAUCAUGGUCACCGUCUUCGCCAUCAACAUCCACCACCGUUCUUCCUCAACACAUGACGCCAUGGCCCCUUGGGUCCGCAAGAUAUUUCUCCACAAGCUUCCCAAACUGCUCUGCAUGAGAAGUCACGUAGACAGGUACUUUGCUCAGAAAGAGGGGAUUGAGAGCGCCAGGAGACCAGAGUCUUCUCAAAACCCGCUGGAAGCUGCGCUUGAUUCUAUCCGCUACAUUACCAGACACGUCAUGAAGGAGAACGAUGUCCGCGAGGUCUGUGACAUGUUGUGUUUACAGAUGCGCAUCUGCUUCUGUUCUAAGCCUGGCAGAGUAAACGGCAGGACCUCGAGACGGCAGAGGUCGAGGGUCAGAAAUGCCGACGUGCUGCACUGUAGAUCUUUAGCAGAGCUGGUUUCGGUUAGAACAUGUGCAUCGGGGCGUCUCCGCUCGCCUCGCUUCUCCGCCCACGGCAACCUCUGUCAUUCUCACGAGUGA